AUGGCGCCGAAGAAACACAGCUAUGAAUUUGGAGGCCCUCCUGGCGCCUUUGCCAUUGUCUUUGGGCUUCCCGCCCUCUUGUGGACAUUCUUCUUCGUCUGCAAUGAUAAGACCGGGUGCCCUGCCCCGUCCACCUUGAGCCCUCGCACCUUGAGCUUGGAGAAGCUCAAGGUCGAGACUCCGUGGCCCGCCGAUGGUAUCUGGGGCUUCUGUAGCUGGGAAGCUCUCGGCUGGACCAUGGCUUACUACUUUGUCAGCUUGGUUCUUUACCGCGUCCUCCCCGCCCAGGAGCUCCUCGGCACCAAGCUGAUUCAGUCCGGCCGUCCAUUGAAAUACCGCUUCAACUCGUUCAGCGCCACGGUCGUCCAGCUCGCCGCCCUGGCGGUCGGAACCUACCUCCAAGGCGCCGACUUCGUCGUCUGGACCUACAUCUCUGACAACUACCUUCAACUCCUCACCGCCAACAUUAUCCUCGCCUACAUCAUCACCAUCUACGUCUACGUUGCCAGCUUCAGCGUGAAGCCCGGCAACCCAGACCUCCGCGAGCUAGCGGUGGGCGGCAACACCGGCAGCCUCAUCUAUGACAUUUACAUUGGCCGCGAGCUGAACCCCCGCCUCACGCUCCCCAUCUUUGGCGAGAUCGACCUCAAAGCCUGGCUCGAGAUGCGGCCCGGCCUGACGGGCUGGGUCAUCCUCAACCUGGCCUUUUGCGCAAAGCAGUACCGCGCGUACGGCUACCUCUCCGACAGCAUCGUCUUCACGACCGCCGUGCAGGGGUACUACGUCCUCGAAGGCCAGUUCAUGGAGGCCGGCCUCCUGACCAUGAUGGACAUCACCACCGACGGCCUGGGCUUCAUGCUGACCUUUGGCGACAUCGUCUGGGUGCCCUUUCUCUACUCCACCCAGACCCGCUACCUCUCCGUCCACCCCGUCCACCUGGGCUGGGCCGGCGUCGCCAGUGUCUUUGCCGUCUUCGCGACGGGUCUGUACAUUUUCCGCUCCGCCAAUAACCAGAAAAAGGUCUUCCGCACGCAGCCGGACCACCCGAGCGUCAAGGAUAUGCCGUUCAUCCAGACGAAGCGCGGCACCAGACUGCUCACCGGCGGCUGGUGGGGCAGGUCUCGGCACAUCAACUACUUUGGCGACUGGCUCCAGGCCUCCCCGUUCAGCUUGCCGACGGCCGUGGCCGGCUACGAGAUGCUCGCCGCCGGCAGCGCCGUCUCCGGUGCUGUGACGAUGCUUGAUGGGCGUGAGGUUGUUCAGGGCGCGGCGCGCGGCUGGGGCAUGAUCUUUACGUACUUUUACGUGCUGUACUUUGCCAUUCUGCUUAUUCAUCGUGAAGGGCGGGACGACGUCGCGUGCUCGGACAAGUAUGGCGAGGAUUGGGAGGAGUACAAGAAGAUUGUUAGAUGGAGGAUUUUGCCGGGGGUCUACUAG
This is a messenger RNA of Colletotrichum orchidophilum, 1437 nucleotides long. RefSeq names its product ergosterol biosynthesis ERG4/ERG24 family protein. Gene Ontology annotation, molecular function: Delta14-sterol reductase activity. The transcript is spliced from 3 exons. Bases 1 to 1437 code for a protein of 478 amino acids. Lineage: Eukaryota; Fungi; Ascomycota; Sordariomycetes; Glomerellales; Glomerellaceae. Gene Ontology annotation, cellular component: endoplasmic reticulum membrane. The record is from RefSeq and is a predicted model, not a curated record. Gene Ontology annotation, biological process: ergosterol biosynthetic process.